AUGAGAAAUACUAAAAUACAAACGGCUACAUUUCCAAGGAUGGCAGAAGAGGUCAUCAAUGUCACGGCUCAGCCUAUGUCUGAGCCAGUCCACAACACAUCUAACUCCAUCUUUCUACAAACAACUACUGCACAAGUUGUCUCAGGCAUUUUUGUUUGGACUGCCCUCUUUAUAACUUGCCAACAAAUAUAUCAACACUUGCGCUGGUAUACAAAUCCGUCGGAGCAGCGAUGGAUUGUGCGUAUAUUGUUCAUUGUGCCGAUAUACGGCUGCUACAGCUGGAUCUCGCUGCUGUUCUUCAUGGGCGAUUCAUACUACGUCUACUUCUUCACAGUCAGAGAUUGCUAUGAAGCAUUCGUGAUCUACAGUUUCCUCUCGCUCUGUUACGAGUACCUGGGCGGCGAGGGAAACAUAAUGUCGGAGUUGCGCGGGAGGCCCGUGCGAGCGUCCUGCAUGAAUGGCACGUGUUGCCUCUCUGGCGCCACGUACACGAUUGGCUUCCUUCGAUUCUGCAAACAGGCCACACUCCAGUUCUGUCUGAUUAAGCCCGUCUGCGCUUUCGUCAUCAUUUUCCUUCAGUCGGCUGGCCACUAUCACGAUGGAGACUGGACACCAAACGGCGGGUACAUCUACAUCACGAUCAUCUACAAUUUCUCUGUUAGUUUGGCGCUCUACGGCCUCUUCCUGUUUCUCGGCGCCACUCGGGAGAUGCUCAAACCAUUUGAUCCAGUCCUGAAGUUCUUUACCGUUAAAUCUGUCAUCUUUUUGUCCUUCUGGCAAGGUGUGGCUCUGGCUAUCCUCGAGAAAGCGGAAGUGAUAUCGCCGAUUAUAGACGAGAACGGCAUCCCGACCACGGCCGGUACGGUGUCCGCGGGUUACCAGAACUUCCUCAUAUGUAUUGAAAUGCUCGCUGCGGCUAUUGCGCUGCGGUACGCUUUCCCCGCGAGCGUAUAUGCGCAUGCGCAUCGUGACCCGCAUCGCUCUGUCACCAUGCAAUCUAUCUCCAGCAGCCUUAAGGAGACAAUGAACCCGAAGGAUAUAAUGACGGAUGCGUUCCACAAUUUCCACCCGCAGUAUCAGCAAUACACACAGUACAGCUCGGAUGUUACUUCCCACCUGCCUUAUGAGAAACUUUAA
Molecule: messenger RNA, 1137 nt
Organism: Leptosia nina
Lineage: Eukaryota; Metazoa; Arthropoda; Insecta; Lepidoptera; Pieridae
Source: the annotation of a GenBank genome assembly